This is a messenger RNA of Brugia malayi, 432 nucleotides long. RefSeq lists its product as uncharacterized. The record is from RefSeq and is a predicted model, not a curated record. NCBI's taxonomy places the organism in Eukaryota, Metazoa, Nematoda, Chromadorea, Rhabditida, Onchocercidae. The coding region runs from base 1 to 432 and encodes 143 amino acids. The transcript has 4 exons.
AUGCAAUUGGAAAUUCUUCAUGUUGGCUUUUUUAUCCUGUUUUACCUGGGAAUAAGCAAUGCAAUUGAAACCGUUGUUAAUUGCACGGAAAAAAGUGGUACAAAUGCGUGUUAUACGUGUAUGGGCAGAGAUAUGGAAAAUUGUCAAACAGGAACCGUUUGUUGCAGUGGCGCAUGUUUUAAGCUUAUCGAUGAAAAACAUAAUCUGAUAAUGAAAGGCUGCACAAAUGAAGAUCAAGAAGAUGGUAGCAUGAAAAGACGAACAUUUGAUAUACGAUUAUAUUGGGUACGCAAUGAAAAAGUUACAGGAGAAGCAUUUUAUUGUAAAGGGAGUGAUUAUUGCAAUGCAACUUCAGUAAAGUUCAUUCCGUCAUCCUUAUUUUAUUACAUUUUGCUCAGCUUACUUGCAAUUUUAUCAUUUUCUCAAUCAUAA